CUGUGUCCCUCGGACACAGCGGAUCACCGAUCAAUGGAAAGAGCCGAAGAUGUCGGCUCGGUCAUGUGAUCAGCUGUGUCCAAUCACAGCUGAUAGCAUGGGACAUGUACACUGAUCAUCAGGGCACUGAUGAUCACCCCAGCAGUGCCACCUGUCAGUGUCCAUCAGUGCCAGCUGUCAGUGCUCAUCCAUGCCACCUGCCAGUGCCCAUCAGUGCCACAUCAAUGCCACAUUUCAGUGCCUACUAGUGCACAUCAAUGCCACAUAUCAGUGCCCAUCUGAGCUGCCUUUCACUGUCACGCAUCAGUGCCGGUCAGUGCCACCUAUCAAUGCCAGUCAGUGCCACCUAUCAGUGCUGCCAAUCAGUGCCGCCUAUCAGUGCCCGUCAGUGCUGCCUAUCAGUGCCGCCUAACAGUGCCACCUAACAGUGCCAGUCAGUGCCGCCUAUCAGUGCC
Molecule: messenger RNA, 455 nt
Organism: Staurois parvus
Lineage: Eukaryota; Metazoa; Chordata; Amphibia; Anura; Ranidae
Source: the annotation of a GenBank genome assembly